UGCUUAACCAGGUUGCUACGAAUGUUCGCAGCGCCGCAUCAAUUGCGAUAAGGGAGAGCCUAGUUGCGACAAGUGUGUAUUGAAGGGGAUAGAAUGUAGUGGUAUUAGUGGCCAAAGGCAGAGGUUCCGCACUUGGGCCGCACCCGAGCAGAAGGGACAGGCAAAGCCGAGUCUCGCCAACCGCCCCUUAAAUCGUCGGGUACACUUCGUCGUCUCUCCAGAAGCAGAUAGUCUUCGGAGCCGCAUAGUAGUCUCAAAAGAAAAUAGGGGCUCGCCCCAUACCCGCCACUCAUGCGUCGCUCUAACUCCUGGCUCAGCAUGGGGCCAUCCCUCCAACAAAUUCGAACCCAUCCCAACCGAACACUUGAAAAUUUCACUAACCACUCACACUCUGGAUUAUGUUGCUCCUUGGCAGCGUUUCAUAUUGAAUCAUUUUUCUACCUAUAUCGCGCCUGAGAUGGUUAUUAUUGACGAUCGCAACAAUGGCUGGCGACAUCUCAUUCUGCCGCUAGCCUGCGCCGAUGAGCUUGUCAUGUAUUCUGUCUUAACCGUCGCCGCGCUUCAUUUUUCCGAAAGAGCACAGGGCCAACACGUCGCCGACCCGAUCAGAUUGUAUUCCAAAACAAUCAAUGAGCUUCAAAAGAGAAGGGACCUAUGCGAAGGUGAUCUUGAAGCAAGAUAUCGCAUCAUCGUAACAAUUAUUGUACUAUUAUUAUCCACUCUUGUCGAUGGGUGUCCCGAUUUCACCAUUCUCUUCCGUAUGUUGCAGUCCGCUCUCGACGUAAUUGGCGGAGAAAAGUCUCUCGCCGCCAGUAAGAACGCCAUUGCUAGCUUUUCGGCCAAACAGAUCCGCAAGAUAAGCGUCUAUAUGUCCCCCUUCAUCAGUCAAGAUGCAGGGGUAUGCGCUAUUGCCACACAGGUUCAACAACGUUGGGAUGAUCAGGAAUACCUAUUCCAAUUGUACCCAGACCAUGCAUAUACGUUACCACUGACUUCCAGUCUUAGAGAACUGGCGUUCCAGAUUUAUUUACAACAGAUACGUGGAGUAGUAGAUACCAAUGUAAAAAUAUCGGAUAUGGUAUCUAGAUUUAGAUUGAUGCUCGAAUCCAUCCCGGAAGAUGGAGAAGCUGAACACGUACUUAUUUGGCCAGUGUUCAUCGUUGCAUCAGCAAGCUAUACAGCAGAACACAACAUCUAUUUUACACAAUUCUUGGAGAGACAGUUCUCGCGUAGCGGCUUUCGGAAUAUUAUUAAAGCCGUAGAAUCCCUACGGAGAAUAUGGGCAAGAAACAGGUAUGAAGAUUGGACGACGCUACUAUCGGAGCAAGAAGUGUUUGUCAUGUAAACCCAGUUACUACCUGUCAACUCAAAAAUAAACACAACGUUCAAUAUGAUAGAA
Molecule: messenger RNA, 1399 nt
Organism: Annulohypoxylon maeteangense
Lineage: Eukaryota; Fungi; Ascomycota; Sordariomycetes; Xylariales; Hypoxylaceae
Product: fungal-specific transcription factor domain-containing protein
Exons: 3
Coding region: 458-1345 (295 amino acids)
Source: RefSeq, a predicted model, not a curated record